Molecule: messenger RNA, 1665 nt
Organism: Ananas comosus (pineapple)
Lineage: Eukaryota; Viridiplantae; Streptophyta; Magnoliopsida; Poales; Bromeliaceae
Product: polyubiquitin-like
Exons: 4
Coding region: 222-1448 (408 amino acids)
Biological process (GO): protein ubiquitination; modification-dependent protein catabolic process
Cellular component (GO): cytoplasm; nucleus
Molecular function (GO): protein tag activity; ubiquitin protein ligase binding
Source: RefSeq, a predicted model, not a curated record
GGCCCUCGCUAUUCGAUCGGUCUUAUCUCUUAGAACUAUCUAGAAGAAAUAUAAUAUUGCAAAAGUAGCACGCACACGACCUAUCAAGCCUCCGCUGGGUCGGAUAAUCUCCUUUUGCUGGAUUAUUACCGACCAUACAGAGAGCACCAAAGUUUUCAGCUGGAGUCACCGCAGGGAGCCUUAUUUCUCUCAAUUCCGAGCUGACAGGGUAGCCAUUUAGCAUGGACUGCGAAGAAGAGGAGGUCGCCGCCGGCUCUUUUUCAGAGCUUUAUGUCGAUGGUGGUAUGAAGAUAUUCGUGUUGGCAGUAGGAAACCACGAAAUUAUGACCUUUAAGGUGGAUGGCUCUGACAAAGUCUUGGAUGUGAUGGUAAAGAUAGAGGAGGCGAUCGGCAUCCCAAUACACCAGAUAUGGCUUCUCUUCGAUGGCUUGCUAAUGGGAGAGGAGAAAACUUUGGCAGAAUGCGGUGUUCACGACAGGUCCCUCCUCCACUGCAUCCAGGCCUUACGCGGUGGCGGCGAUGGUGGUAUGGAGAUAUUGGUGAGGGCAGCAAAAAUCGGCGAAAUUAGUAUGACCUAUAAGGUGGAUGACUCUGACAAAGUCUUGGAUGUGAUGGUAAAGAUAGCGGAGGCGAUCAGCAUCCCAAUACACCAGAUAAGGCUUAUCUUCCAUGACUUGGUAAUGGGAGAGGAGAAAACUUUGGCAGAAUGCGGUGUUCAGGACGGGUCCUACCUCUUCUGGGACCAGGCCUUAUGCGGUGGCGGCGAUGGUGGUAUGGAGAUCUUCGUGAGGGCAAUAACAAUCAGUGAAAUUGGUAUGACCUUUAAGGUCGAUGGCUCUGACAAAGUCUGGGAUGUGAUGGUGAAGAUAGAGGAGGCGAUCGGCAUCCCAAUACACCAGAUAUCCCUUCUCUUCGAUGGCCGGAAAAUGGGAGAGGAGACAACUUUGGCAGAAUGGGGUGUUGAGGACGGGUCCCUCCUCGACUGCUUCCGCGAGUUACGCGGUGGCGGCGGCUGCAACAUAGAGCAUCGUAAAAUAGUAUCGAGGAAAAAGAUCAUGAUGACUGAUCAGCCUUUAGUCAUUUGGGAAAAAAAGUAUGAUAUAACACUUCUUGAUUUGAUGGUGGAGCAUACUCUUAAUGGUGGGAAAAACGGAGAAGACUUUAAAGAAAAUGUUUGGCAUAACAUUAUGGCAGAGUUUAGAGAAGCAACUGGAUUGAGAUGUAAUAUUAAUGAUUUGGAAAAGCGUCUGAAAUUUUACAAGAAGGAAUAUCAAAUAGUGAGCAAUAUGAGGAAGCAUCCGAAGUUUGGCUGGGAUGAUGAAAAUCAUUCAGUAAUUGCUACCGAUGCUGAAUGGAACGAAUAUAUUAUGGAAAAUCGUGGAGCAAAACUAUACCGGAAGAGACAGAUACAUUAUUUUGAUCAGCUGGAAAUUAUUUUUUCUUCAUGAUGACUCUUUUUCAUUUUUCCUUUCACAUUGGAAAAGCAUGAAGCAAAGCUAUACUGAAGAGGCAGAUACCAUAUUUUAAUCAGUUGGAAAUUGUUUGUUCUUCGUGAUGAACUCUUAUUAACUUGCAAUAAUUUCGCUUAUUUAAGCAUCAAAAAGAUUGUACCAACAAUAUAAUGUUAUUAAUAAUUUGAAAAUGAGUCAUUUUUCAUCGGUUCAA